AUGGCUGCGACGGAUCGUGACGCGCUGGUGGCCGUCUUUCAUUCGACGGGCGGGAGAAGUUGGGCGAUCAAUAACAACUGGAACACGAUGGCCGAGCUUUUCAGAUGGUACGGGAUCAAGGUCGACGGCCGGGGUCGCGUCGUGAAGCUAAAGUUUCGGUCUAUUCCUAUGGAGCUCGGCACCCUGACCAUGAUUUCGAGCCUGUACCUGGGCUGGAACAAGAUUACAGGUUCCAUCCCCGAGGAGCUGGGCGCCCUCACCAACCUCAAGCACCUUUUACUCGGCCACAACCAGCUAACGGGUUCCAUCCCCAAGGAGCUGGGUGCCCUCACCAACCUCAGGAGUCUUGGCCUCGACCACAACGAGCUAACAGGGGCUAUUCCUAAGGAGCUGGGAACCCUGACCAGGAUGGCGUCCCUUUCGCUGCGCGGGAACAAUGUUACAGGACCUCGUAGCUGA
This is a messenger RNA of Ectocarpus siliculosus, 459 nucleotides long. The record is from the annotation of a GenBank genome assembly. NCBI's taxonomy places the organism in Eukaryota, Phaeophyceae, Ectocarpales, Ectocarpaceae.